AUGCCGAAAUGCGCAACCGCAACCUCGACUCCUGCACGCCCGUCGCCCAUGCGAGCCGUGGAUGAGGCAGAUGAACCGCACUUCAGCCCUCCGCCAAUGAUGUCCUCGCCGUUGACGGCAAAUCACCGUGCCGCCGACGGGCUCGAAGACAGAACAGUAGCGCAGCCUUUCAAGUUCUUUCCGUCACUUGCAGUCUAUCCUGCCGGAACAGGCGGGGUCAAUAGUCAACUCAGAUCACUCCAAGGACUGGCGGGUCUCUUGAUCAUGUUCGGCGGUCACAUGGCAGUAAGGAUGCGUGUACGCAGCAAGAUGAAAGCGUGCCCGCCGGUGGGUCCACUUGUGCGGUCUCGAGCUCUGAUUUUCUGCGGAACGCGUCCCUCAACGGGCGCUCGGCUCUUCCGCCUGUCGAGCGUGCCGUGCCCACGCGCCUGGCGCAUGACGAGCUCUGGACGCGCGCCACUUCUGCCUUUCUUUGAUUUUGGCGGCGGCAGGACGCCUGCAGCUUCCAACACGGUCGAUCUGCACCUGUCUCCCUCGCUCUCUCCCUCUGGCUCAUCCGCUCCAGUCGAAGGCGACUGGCUACUGCAUCCUUGCCCAUCGCCUCGAUCUCCUCCCAUCCCUCUGCUCUAUCCAUCCAUCCUCACACCGUGGCUCACCCCCCGCUUGCGCCCGCGCUCCAACAUGACGUCCCCUCUGCGCCGGUCCACGCGCGGCACUAGGAAUGCCGACGCAACAGCAACCUCACCCGAGCCAUCCGCCAUGUCGCCUUCAGCAUCACCUACAAAGCUCGAUCGCAAGCGUAAGCGCCUAGAUGAGCCCGAGGAACAGCCCGCCGAGCUGCAUACACCCGAUCAGCAUGCAUCGGCUGCAGCAUCCAACAGCGCUGCCAACGGCCACUCGGACGCCCCAGCCCCGUCCGACAGGGCUAAUGGCGUCACUGACGACGCUGCGACACAAGACCCCAGCCAAAAGAAGCAGCUUCCACCGAACCUGCAGGCGCUUCUCGGCAUCUCCAGCUCGCGCACUACACAACCACCAGCUCAAGACAAGACCGCCGACGAAUCAUCGUCCAGCAAGGUGGAUGAGCUGGUGCUGCUCGAGGAGGACGCUACAAAGCUGCUCGCCAUCGCCGACACCUUGAACGUGGCCGACCUUCCUGCGACCGCACCGCAACCAGAUGUCAAGGGCAAAUCGCGCAGCGCCAAAGCAUCAUCGACGGCAUCGCAUGCAAUCCGCGCUAUCUUGCAACCCGGCACGCCCCUGCGCGAUGUGCGAGCACGUCUGCUCAGCGCCAGGGAGCCGCUUCUGUCCAAGCCACAGGUGGCCCAGCAUCUGCGCACAUCGCAGACCGCGACUCCGCCUGAGUCCCUCUCAACAGACCUGGCCCACCUUUCGAGCCUCACCCUCAUCCUUGGCCUCGUCGAUCAGCUUGCCUCCCGCCUGCGCGAAUCGCACCCGCACACCGACGCCAUCAAAGCCGAGCUGCUUUGCGCCGAUGUGGAAACGCGAGCACGUCUCUUGGAGAGCAGGAUGGCGCAGACAGCCAAGACAGGCAAGGCUACCGCAACCCAGAGCGCCCGGGUCCACGUCAGACCACCAGGAGACCGCCCCUCGGACGUUGAAGCGACCAACAGAUACGCUCUGCACAUGCGUCUGCCUCGAGGCGACUACUUCACCAAAGCAAUCCCGCUCGAUUGCGACCAGCUCAAGAAACUCGACCCCGCCCAGGCCGACAUUGUGCAGAUCAGCGCGCAAAGCGAAGAGCAGAUGCGCACGCUCAAACGCCAGGGCCACGUGCCCACUCCCACGCUCGGACAGAGGUUAGGAAGAAGCGGCCAUCGACACCGAAGCGACUCCAAGCGAUCCAUGCAGCCCAAGCUUCAGCCGGUGACGUUCCUCAACUACGGCAACUACGCUUCCUUUGCACCCUCGUACGACUCGUCGGCAUCCUCCAUCAGCUACGCCACCAGCGCGGCGCUUUGGCGCACCUCUGCCAAAGCACAUCGCUCGCUAUCGCUGACGUGGGGCGCAAGGCCCUUCCAGGAGGAGGCUCUGCUCGCAGACGACGACGAAGACGACGGAGAGGACGCGGAAACUUCUUCUGAAGCCAUUGCCGCUCCGGCUGCGCUUUGCGGUGCCGCACAUGUGGACGCUGAAGGCGAUGUUGCCAUGGAAGACUCGCCGGAAGAUGACGUUGCUGCUGCACUGCGCGAGCUGCUCGAUGGCGUCGACCAAGGAGGUGUCAACGAGAGCUUGCACAAGCUCAGCGAGGAUGAGCUGAUCACCUCGCAUCUGCGAUUCAACAUGAUGCUGCUCCACCGCCUGCAGGAGUUCCAAUGGGCGCGUCUUCGCAGGUCCUACGGCCCAGGUGCCUCUUCACGCAAGGCCAUCCUGGCGACCGAGGAGGAAUCGCCGAGCGCCGACGAGGAGGCCACCGCCGCACUCUUGUUGGAGUCGCUAAGCGCCUUGGUGGCGCUGCAGCCGCGCGCUGUUGAUCUUGCCUCGGAAGCGGUCGAGAGCUUGGUGCCGCAUGCGAGCAAGCUGCGUGCCUUCUCAGCCAGCAGUGGCGCCAUCGACCCGGAUCUGCUCGGCGACGUUCGCGAUGGGUUCUGGGGAGCUCUGGAUGCCAACGUGGUCAAGUCCACGCGCAGCAGCGUCGUCGCUUCCGAGACUCCCUUGCUGCUGCGCGACGACGUGACUGUCAGACUGGCCGAUGGCAGCGGAUCCAAGGCCAAGAAGACGUCGCGCAGGAUUGGCCCCGGCGGCACGCAGGUGGAGGAACGUGGUCGUGGAACUCUGGAGCGAUUCGCAUCGAGCCGCACGUACGACCAGAGCAACGACCGACAUGAUGUUGAGCCAGCGCGAAUGACCGAUCCUCAACACGCAACGCUGGCCCGAAGCCCCUCGAAAGGCGAUGAAGCUCCCUCAGCAACGCGGACACCCUCACAGGGACCCUCGCACGCGUCGCCGAUGCCUGCCCACCCACACAUGCACGCAGCAUACGGCCCGGGCCAAGCACAGGGCAUGACGCCGCAGUCACAGCGCCUCAUGCCGGGGCCCAAUUCGUCGUACGCUUUCGCCAGUCCCUCGGGCGGUCCCAACCAUCUCGGUCGACCCAUGCAGUAUCAGCAACCCGCCUACGCUCAGUCGCCAUCGAGAUAA
Molecule: messenger RNA, 3162 nt
Organism: Moesziomyces antarcticus
Lineage: Eukaryota; Fungi; Basidiomycota; Ustilaginomycetes; Ustilaginales; Ustilaginaceae
Exons: 4
Coding region: 1-3162 (1053 amino acids)
Source: RefSeq, a predicted model, not a curated record